Molecule: messenger RNA, 663 nt
Organism: Cariama cristata (Red-legged seriema)
Lineage: Eukaryota; Metazoa; Chordata; Aves; Cariamiformes; Cariamidae
Product: semaphorin-4D-like
Exons: 4
Biological process (GO): semaphorin-plexin signaling pathway; axon guidance; neural crest cell migration
Molecular function (GO): semaphorin receptor binding; chemorepellent activity
Source: RefSeq, a predicted model, not a curated record
GGGAAGAUUAGACAUAUCAGCUGUUUGUGCAUACAGCAUGACAAAUAUUCAGGAAGUCUUCUCCAAAGGAAACUACAAAGGACCUGUAACUGCAGAACAUUCCCCUGUUAAGUGGAUGGUAUAUAGGGGAGAAGUGCCAGUUCCACGUCCUGGUGCUUGCAUUGAUAAUUUUGCCCGGAGUAUUGGGUAUAAUACUACUUCUGACUUGCCUGACGGAGUUUUGCAGUUUGUUAGAGAUCACCCUCUAAUGGAUAAUUCUGUAAAUCCAAUUGGUAAUAGACCGGUGCUACUGAAGAGAGGUUCAAACUAUACCAGGAUUGUAGUGGACAGAGUCACUGGCCUAGACAAACAAACAUACGAUCUUAUGUUUCUAGGAACAGAUGAUGGAUAUUUGCAUAAAGCUUUCAAUUGUGAUGGGGAAAUGUUCAUUGUGGAAGAGCUACAGCUGUUUCUGUCUCCUGAGCCUGCACGAUCUCACAAGCUGUCUUCUGAAAAGGGAAUGCUUUAUGCAGGGUCCCUGUCUCAAGUGGUGCAGCUUCCCGUUUCUGGGUGCCACCGAUACAGGUAUUGCUUGGAUUGCAUCUUGGCCCGGGAUCCGUACUGCACAUGGUCUGAGUCUGCUAAUGAAUGUGUUCUGCUGGCAAAUCAAACUGGUCACGCCAU